AGGUAAGAGCAGGCGAAGCUCAAAUUCAUUUCAGCCGGUGGUGUUGUGGGCACAGCACGUUGCAGGAGCCUAACGUGACGCACAGGGAGCCGGGACACACACGCAUAAACACGCUAUCGAAUGGAUUACCCCCCUGACAUGGGCCCUUGAACUCCGACACGCAGAGGAGUGGUACAGAGCACUCACAACCUUUUUUCGGUCACUUUCACACAAAAAAAAGGGGAAAGUACCUUUGAUGAAGACUUGUUAAUUUCUAUUUUUUGAUCUGCCUAAUUCACCCAGGAGUCAGCUCACAUCAGUCAGAUGUGAAUAUUUUUUCUCCUGUCACAGCUGAAGUGGUGAAGUGAGUUACCGAGAGAAGAGAGCAAAACACGAGAGACAACGACACGUGAGAAAGCUUACCAUGCACUGAGAACAAGGAAUGGAAAGCAUCAGUGUGGAAACAGACUGGGAUGGGUUAGCUCUCUCCUCUCUCACCACAGGAAGGAACAACUUCUCUUCCUCGUCCCUGUUCGUCUCUGAAGUGACCUCGGUCAACACUUCUCACAGCGGGGGAUCCUUCUUUGGGAUCUUCCCCGAGAAUGGUUCCACCACCACGCCUCACACCCUGCCCCAACCCAGGACCAGGGACCUGGGCCUGGCCAGGGCAGAGAUCGCAGUGCUCGGGAUGGUACUGGCUUUUACCACCCUGGGGAACAGCUUUGUGCUGUGGGUGCUGAUGAGGAGGAGGAAGCACAACGCGCCCAUGCACGUGUUCAUGGUCAACCUGUGCGUGGCGGACCUGGUGGUGGCCCUCUUUCAGGUUCUUCCUCAGCUGAUAUGGGAUAUCACCGAGAGGUUUCAGGGGCCCGACUUGCUGUGCCGAUCCAUCAAGUACUUGCAGAUUGUCGGCAUGUUUGCUUCCUCUUAUAUGAUAGUUGCCAUGACAGUAGACCGGCACCACGCCAUCUGCUGCCCGUUGCAGGCCUACCGUGGGGGAGCAAUGUCCCGCUGGAACACCCCUGUCAUGGUGGCCUGGGCCCUGGCACUAAUCCUCAGCAUACCGCAGGUGUUCAUCUUCUCUCGCUCAGAGGUGGCUCCCGGAGAGUUCGAGUGCUGGGGACACUUUGCUGAGCCGUGGGGACUGAAGGCCUACGUCACCUGGAUGACCGUGGCUGUCUUCGUCCUGCCCGCCCUCAUCAUCACCGUCUGUCAGAUAAGAAUCUUCAGAGAGAUUCACAAUAACAUCUACCUGAAGUCCGAGAGGAUGGUGGUGGCUGAGAUGAAGAAGAGUGAAAUCCUCUUCCGUUUCCAAAGCCUGAAGAAGGUGGAUGAGCGGGCCAGGGAGAGGGGAAGACGGGCGUCCGGAGGUGGGGGCAAGGAAGGGAGAGGAGCACAGCCCCUCAAGGGAAUAACGAAUAACAGCCCUCACAAUAACAAACACAACAGCCAAGCGGGAGAGUGUUACGAUUAUGUACCAUCCGCUAUUCAGUACAACAGCUGCCCCGAUGAACAUGUGACAACAACAACAUCACCGACGCAGCAGCAAACAAUGAGCAGCUCCGAUUGCCAGGAGUCGUACACGUCUUACGAGCUGACCGCAGGCUCACCCCGCUGCUCCCUCGACUAUGUCCCCCCUCAACCUCCGGCCACUCCACCUCCGAGCAUCACGAAGGCCAUGUCCAAGACAGUGAGGAUGACCCUGGUCAUCGUGUUGGUCUACACUAUCUGCUGGUCGCCAUUCUUCAUCGUCCAGAUGUGGGCAGCUUGGGACCCCAACCCUCCAGACCAGGGAGUGGCCUUCACUAUCCUGAUGCUGCUGGCCAGUCUGAACUCGUGCACCAACCCGUGGAUCUACACAGCCUUUUCCAGCAGUGUCUCCAGAGAGCUGCAGAACCUGCUGCACUGUUGGUCACGCCGCGGCCGCCGCGGCUCGCUGCCCGACGACUCCACCACGACACACACCUCCACCACCAAGGACAGCCUGUACUGACAGACACUGAUGAGACAGCAACAUGACAUGUUUGAAAAGACACGCAUGGGUGGGCAGGUGCUCGUGGCAAGGACGCGCUGCUCCUCACAACUCCGCCGCCACCAACGGCACCGCCGCCCGACUACAGAGAGCGCUGACCUCCACCAGAUGUUUCCAACAACAAAGGACAGCUGUACUGGCAACAGGACCGCUGUCUGUAAUCACCUGCCCUCACCGCCCCACAGCAGUAAAGAAGGGUGUCAUUGAAGGUGUCAACACCAUUUUAUGGGGGCACUGUGGAAUAUACAGUGGAAGUCAGUGACAGCAUGUGCAAUACAAAAGGGCCUUGAGAGAAAAGACGUUUUUCUGCUCUCUUGCCCUGCUCAGACAGAGCAGAGCGGCAGGAAUGCAAAGGGUGGAUCACUGCAUUAAUGGCCUUAUGGCACGCCUAAUGUACACAGCAGAAGGCAAAGCUGUGGGUGUAGAGAAAACAAAGCAGUGGGCAAAAGGAGAGGGAGAGAGGGAGUGGGAGACACACAGACAGAGAGGAAGACUGCUGUUGGACUGAGAACAGACGGGGAUGACCUGCAGGAGUGGUCCUGAGAAAGCUGAAGUUGAAUAAUGCAACUACUGUAAUAAUGUGAACAAACUUCGUUAUAUCAAAGAGAGUGGAUUAGAGAUGGAUGCUUGAGGCUGAAUUCCUUUUCGGUCAGGAGGAAUCAGGUUGCAAAGAACAAUAGUGAUCUGUGAGCAAGAUGGAUGGAGAUUCACUCGCGAGGACAGUGGCACAGAGUCAAGACACCCCCAACCACCCUCACAGGGGAACUGGAGUACCGUGGAUUAAUGCAGAAACACAGACACACAACACAGAAGUUGAGGGUUGGACCCUGGACAAUUCAGGUUUCUGGGACACAAUUAUGUGAUUGUAUUUCGUACAUACACAGCACAUGAGGUAUAAAAAUAUUACCUUCCUGUCCUGAUCUCCUGAAAGUACAUGAACAUUACGGAGGAGGCGCAGGAAGGAAAACCAACAUCAAACAUUCAGCAGCAUUCCAGUGACGAACAAUGUAAAGUAUAUUUAUUGAAAAUGCAAGGCACAUUAGAUGAUAUCACAUUUUGUGUAAGAUAAAUGUCGAAUGUAAAUCAUACAAUUGUAAUGGUCCGAUGUGUGUCAUAGAAAAAAAAGGAGAUGUCAAACCAAAGUUGUUUCUAAGAAAAAUUGCUGUACUGUAGAAUAUUUUCAGGUCUUAAUAGUCGAGCUAUGACAAAGCUUCAUCAGAUUAGAAACCAUUGCACAUCAUGUAGGCUGCAUGUCAGUUCAAGAAAAACUCCACAUCAGCAGUGAAAAUACUCCCAGUCAAAGCCAAGUGCCUGUAAUGUCAGCAGACAUUUUUUUUAGCGGGGCCUACCUCGUCGGAUUAAUCUUAUUCUUAGACAGAAUUACCACCAGAGCAGGGAUCACUGGGUAUGUCAUAUUUCACCAUGAGCCAUGUGUUCCACUAUCUUUUUAUUUAUUGUUGCAUAAAGAAAAAUAUACACACA
Messenger RNA from Scophthalmus maximus (turbot), 3493 nucleotides. Its product is annotated as vasopressin V2 receptor-like. Bases 422 to 1972 code for a protein of 516 amino acids. Gene Ontology annotation, biological process: positive regulation of vasoconstriction; regulation of systemic arterial blood pressure by vasopressin; G protein-coupled receptor signaling pathway. Gene Ontology annotation, cellular component: membrane. The transcript has 7 exons. Gene Ontology annotation, molecular function: peptide binding; vasopressin receptor activity. The record is from RefSeq and is a predicted model, not a curated record. NCBI's taxonomy places the organism in Eukaryota, Metazoa, Chordata, Actinopteri, Pleuronectiformes, Scophthalmidae.